CUUCAUAAAAACUCCGUCAACUCUGUGAAUGUUCUUUUUGGUAUUAUAGGUGACGCGUCACAUAUAUUGUAAACAUUGACGGUGAAAGAUACUUAAAAAGUUUAAUAAAAAAAAACUAAAAAGCCAUAAGAAUUAAUAAAACAAUAUGUAUAAAGUAAAUGCUAAUGAAACAGCAUUUAUUGUCGCGGGACAAUGUGAAGAUGAAAUUUCAUUUGUGUUCGACGAUGGAAAGAAAUUGUAUGUUUCACAAAACUUUCUCCAUUAUGUAUCUCCUGUGUUUAAAGCAAUGUUUGAUAAUGGAUUUAAGGAGAACAAAACUCGAGAAGUGAAACUACCAGGAAAAGGAUAUGAUGAUGUUUUGGAAUUUUUAAGAUGUUUACAUCCCGCAGUUCAAAAACAAAUCUCACCUGAACAGAUUUUACAAGUAGUUGAAUUGUCAGAAGAAUAUCAAGUUCAGUCUCUGAUUCUGAAAUGCAAGGACACAAUGAAAGAACGCCUGACUUCUGAGCUAAACGCCGCACGAGGGAAACAAGAUCCUACUACAUUCUUUAGAUCUUUUGACAAGUCUUCCGGCAAUGCGUUGAAAUUAGAAAAGGCAAAGAACUGCCUCAGUAUUCUUACUACCUGCUUGAUAUUUCAAUAUGACGACAUAAUAUCAGAGUCUGUCUGUGUACUAGGAAAAUUUGGGUACGGAAUAUUUUCUGGAACAAUAGCGGGCAGCAAGCAACACAGAACAAAGAUGCUAGAAGAUCUUGCUCAUGAUUGUAAACACAUGUACGACAGUCUGCCUGGUAAUUUGAAGAUCAGGAUACUGUCUGAGCGACUACAUUUGUGUGACAAUACGGAUAUGUUGUAAUUGUAAAUUUUGCCAAUUAAAAAAGGAGGACGAGCUAUGUAUAGUCUGCGAUAAACAACGGGUGACGCGAGGAUCGGUAAGAAAGCAUUAUGACGCCAAUUAUGACGUCAGAUUUCCGCAUGACGUCCGGUUCGUUACAAAUAAAACAUACAGCAUGAUUUUUAUCAAAACAUUUCAAUGUGCAUGUAAUAAUGAAAACAAUCCAGGCCUUCUUGUGGUUUAUCGCAUAAAUUACCACAGUUCAUCGUUCAGAUGCUUAUAUACUUAACCAAUCUUGCUAGUGCCCAUGUGGUUCAGUUCCUCCACAUCUGGACUCUGAACCGUGAAAAAACGGGAGACAAGCCACUCGAAGGCCUUAAUUAUUUGAUAAAUAAAUUUACUAUCAAUAUUGAAAUGUCUUUGUACUACGAAGGAAUGCUUCAGAUGUUAUAUUAUUUUCUGUCAUUUUAUUAUGUUGUACAAAUCUACAAUGAGAAGUUAAUAAACAAUUACACAUUA
This is a messenger RNA of Mercenaria mercenaria, 1354 nucleotides long. RefSeq lists its product as uncharacterized. Gene Ontology annotation, molecular function: protein binding. The record is from RefSeq and is a predicted model, not a curated record. Lineage: Eukaryota; Metazoa; Mollusca; Bivalvia; Venerida; Veneridae. The transcript has 2 exons. Bases 146 to 856 code for a protein of 236 amino acids.